GUACUCUCUCGCCGUGGAGCCGUCCAAUCAGUGACGCGUUGCUCUUUGUUGUUGGCGAUGACAUGAAAACAUUGUUGUUGCUGCUGCGGAGACUCACGGACAGACGAGCAGGAAGGACGGAAGGUUCGCGGGGCUUCCUUCAGGUCCGGGUUUAGUUAUUAUCCUUUUUUUAUGUUUUAGAAAAAAAGGUGGCAGUUUUUGUCUGUAAAGGAGCCGCGGGAGCAGCCAUGUCGGUGAAUAUGGAAGAACUGAGGCACCAAGUGAUGAUAAACCAGUUUGUUUUGACGGCUGGCUGCGCCGCCGAUCAGGCGAAGCAGCUCCUCCAGGCGGCCCACUGGCAAUUCGAGACGGCCUUGAGCUCCUUCUUCCAGGAGGCCAACGUCCCCGGGCAUCACCACCAGAUGAUGUGCACUCCCAGAAACACCCCUGCCACACCACCCAACUUCCCCGAUGCCAUCACCAUGUUCUCCAAACUUCGGGCGUCCGAGUGUGGCUCCGGCACGGGCAGCGGGCCCUCGCAGGUGUCCAUGGCGUGCUCUCCACCGACUCACUCCUCCACGGCGGGAUUCGGCUCCUUCUGGGCUUCCUCGCCACCCAGCCACCAGCCGGCCUGGCUGCCCCCGUCAUCGCCCACGGGCCACCACAUGCACCACAAUCACUACCACCACAUGCAACAGACUCCCAUGUGGCCCCCCGUCUCCCAGCCCAACGGCUCCCAGCAGCCCCCCGUUGUAUCGGCGCUUCACGGACAGAGAUGAGGCUGAGCGGCGGGCUGAGUGAGCUCGGGCAGGG
This is a messenger RNA of Pelmatolapia mariae (spotted tilapia), 792 nucleotides long. It is a transcript of the gene ubald2, whose product is annotated as UBA-like domain containing 2. The transcript is spliced from 3 exons. NCBI's taxonomy places the organism in Eukaryota, Metazoa, Chordata, Actinopteri, Cichliformes, Cichlidae. Gene Ontology annotation, molecular function: protein binding. Bases 228 to 758 code for a protein of 176 amino acids. The record is from RefSeq and is a predicted model, not a curated record.